Messenger RNA from Arvicanthis niloticus (Nile rat), 1168 nucleotides. The record is from RefSeq and is a predicted model, not a curated record. NCBI's taxonomy places the organism in Eukaryota, Metazoa, Chordata, Mammalia, Rodentia, Muridae.
GCCCUCCGAUAGUUUCGGGUUUCGAGGCGGUGCGAUCUCGGGUCUCCCUGUCCUAGAAUCUGUCCUUGCGCGUGCGCAGACUCGUCGCUAGGAGGGCCAAGCAAGGGCGGCGGCUCCAGGUGCGGCGGCUGCUCCGGUGGCCUUGGCCAGCUCAGCCGAUCCUGACGUCGCCUCUCGGCCGCCAUGGCUGAGACGCAUGCGGGCUUAGUCGGAGAGUCGGAUCCGGUCUCUGCGGUCACUGCCAAAGCAGGACCUGAGAUGUCCUCGCCUGGGACCUCGGAGUCCGGGGACUAUGACAGCAACUGCGUGUUCUGCCGCAUUGCGGCGGGUCAGGAACCCGAAACUGAACUCUUUGACUGUGAGAAUGAAGACCUGGUUUGUUUCAGAGAUAUCAAGCCAGCAGCACGUUAUCAUUAUCUGGUGGUGCCAAAGAAGCAUAUUGGAAGUUGCAAGGAUCUAAACAAAGAUCACAUAGAAAUGGUUGAAAGCAUGGUAGCUGCCGGAAAAACCAUGCUGGAGAGGAAUAAUUUCACAGACUUCACAGAUGUGAGAAUGGGCUUCCAUGUGCCUCCGUUCUGCUCCAUCUCUCAUCUGCACCUUCAUGUGAUGGCACCAGUUAAAGAGUUUGGCUUCUUAUCAAAGGUGGUUUACAGGCGGGAUUCAUACUGGUUUGUCACAGUUGAUUAUUUUCUUGAAAAGCUAAGAAAAUAAAAAUGUGAACCAUGGACAAGUUGCUUACCGGACUCAGAGGAGCGACUGGUUUUCUCUCACUGAAGGCUAAUUGCAGUCUGAAGGGUUGCAGGCUCAUUCAUAACACGACCACUAAGCAGCCUUACACUUGUUUCUGAAUACCUGUUUGCUGAUAUAUGUCAUAGUUAUCUGAGAAUUUCCUCACUGACUUCUUUAUUUUAAUGUUCAUUUAUGUAAAGCUUUAUGCUUAAGAUACUACGCCUAAAAGUCCAUUUAAUACCAAUUCUGCUAAUCAAGAUGCAUCCUAUAAUUUUUUUUAAAGUUCAAGUUUCAUUUAUUAAUGAAUAAUAAUUUGGGAUGAAGAAACUGGCAUAAAAAUUUUGAACCUUAUUACAGUGAAAGAGAAAAAUUAGCCAUUUUAUGAGAGUUCUGUAGUCUUCUACAUACAUUUUCAAAAUAAAGAAUACCAUGCCACCAA